Messenger RNA from Arachis stenosperma, 1177 nucleotides. RefSeq names its product eukaryotic translation initiation factor 3 subunit F. Gene Ontology annotation, biological process: translational initiation. Gene Ontology annotation, molecular function: metallopeptidase activity; translation initiation factor activity; translation initiation factor binding. The transcript has 6 exons. Gene Ontology annotation, cellular component: eukaryotic translation initiation factor 3 complex, eIF3m. The record is from RefSeq and is a predicted model, not a curated record. NCBI's taxonomy places the organism in Eukaryota, Viridiplantae, Streptophyta, Magnoliopsida, Fabales, Fabaceae. Bases 93 to 959 code for a protein of 288 amino acids.
AAUAGCAAUGUGUGUUGUCACCGUCGUAACUCGUUUGUUGCAGCUGAGCAGUGAGUAUCGAGUAGCGAAUCAAUCAAAUUGGAGCUACGAACAUGGCCGCGAGCGAUCGCACAGUAUUGCAGUUUUCUUCUUCGUCCUCUUCUUCGACGAGCUUGUCUGCGAGGGUGCACCCUCUGGUUGUGUUCAACAUCUGCGAUUGCUACGUUCGGCGCCCCGACCAAGCUGAGCGCGUCAUUGGAACCCUACUCGGCUCCGUCCUCCCCGAUGGCACCGUCGAUAUUCGCAACUCCUACGCCGUUCCUCAUAAUGAGUCCGUCGAUCAGGUUGCCCUGGAUAUUGAGUAUCACCACAACAUGUUAAUAUCCCACCAAAAAGUGAAUCCAAAGGAAGUCAUAGUUGGAUGGUAUUCAACUGGUCUUGGAGUUACUGGUGGUAGUGCAUUGAUCCAUGAAUUUUAUUCUAGAGAAGUACCCAAUCCCAUACAUUUGACUGUUGAUACUGGAUUCACAAAUGGAGAGGGUACCAUAAAGGCAUAUGUUUCAAACAAUUUAUCUCUCGGAGACCGCCAAAUUGCUGCACAGUUUCAAGAAAUUCCAUUGGAUCUUCGUAUGGUUGAGGCUGAGCGAGUUGGAUUUGAUACUCUGAAGUCAACCAACGUUGACAAAAUUCCCUCUGAUUUAGAAGGGAUGGAAAUGUCAAUGCAACAUCUACUAGACUUGAUCGAUGACAUGUACAGAUAUGUUGAUGAUGUUGUGGAAGGGCGUGUUGCUCCAGACAAUAAAAUUGGGCGAUAUAUAUCAGAUGCUGUAGGCUCCCUUCCCAAAUUACCCCCAGAUGCUUUUGAUAAGCUUAUUAAUGACAGCUUGCAGGAUCACUUGCUCUUGUUAUAUUUAUCUAGCAUCACAAGGACACAGCUUAGCUUGGCCGAAAAAUUGAACACGGCUGCUCAAAUUCUGUGAUUUUUACGUUUUUCGAAUCAACAAGCUCUUUAUUUUUGCCCCUGAAAAGGUGCCCGUUGUUGUUAUUUUCUAGUUAACUCCGAAUAUCAGAAUUUUAUAAUGUACUUUUGGUUAGGUUUCAUUUAUUUUGUCAGAGGCCAUAGUGUAGCCUUCACUUAUGAAAUGUCAUGUAAUCUGUUAUACUUGAAAGAAAAUGAGCGAUAUACUUUCCUUUGCAA